Messenger RNA from Dictyostelium purpureum, 1044 nucleotides. RefSeq lists its product as uncharacterized. NCBI's taxonomy places the organism in Eukaryota, Evosea, Eumycetozoa, Dictyosteliales, Dictyosteliaceae. The transcript has 3 exons. The record is from RefSeq and is a predicted model, not a curated record. Bases 1 to 1044 code for a protein of 347 amino acids.
AUGAAUGCAAUAACAAAAAACUAUUUAGAUAUCUUACUAAACAAUAAAAAAUCAUUAUUUUUAAGCUUACCAUUACUCUAUGGUGCAAGUUUAAUAUUAAGCAAAAUCUUUAAAAAAAAAUUAAUAAUCAAAGAUAAAUUCGUGGUUGUCACUGGUGCAUCAAGUGGAAUAGGAUUAGAAAUUACAAAAGAAUUAUUAAGAAAUAAAAGUAAAGUUAUUUUAAUAGCAAGAAAUAAAGAUAGAUUAAUUCAAUUAGUCGAAGAUUUUAAAAAAGAAGGAUAUAGUGAAUGCUACUACAUUAGUGCAGAUCUAAGCAAAGAAAAUGAUAUUGAAGAAUGUAAAAACCAAAUCAAUCAAAUUUUAUCAGAAUCAAAUAAAAGAACACUUUUAAAUCAACAUGUCGAGAUUUUAGUAAAUUGUGCAGGUAGUGGAAAUUGGAAAUUCCUUGAAGAUACAUCAUUUAAAGAAUGUCAAGAAAUGAUGUCAUUGCCAUAUUUUGCAGCAUUUAAUAUUACCAGAAUACUUUUAACACCAAUGUUACAUAAUGGUAUUGGUACAAUUGUAAAUAUCAACUCACCUGUUUCAUUACAACCAUGGCAGGGAUGUAUUGGUUAUGCCUGUGCAAGAUGGGCAUUGAAAGGAUUUACACAAUGUCUUAGAAGAGAUCUAUGUGGUAGUGGUGUUAAUGUUGUUGAAGUUAUUCCAGGAGAAACCCAAUCAGGAUAUUUUGAAAACAAUGGUAUCACCUCUGAAUCAUUCCCACUUCUUAGUCAUUGGAUACCCAAAAUCUCACCAAGUCAAGUUGGCAAAGUUACCGUCGAUGCAAUCAUAAACAAAAAAGAAAGAGUUUUAUAUCCAUUUUCAUUAAAUAUUGCCAAAUAUAUACAAUUUUACCCAUUAUCCUUACUAAUUGACUAUUUGUUAUCUUCAGAAUUGGGAUCAAAAAGAUUAAAUCAAUUCAAAUCAAAUCAAAAUCAAAACAAAAAAGAAAAAGAAAAAGAAAAUAUUGAUAAUACCAAAUCAACCAGUUUAAAAAAUCAUUAA